Brassicogethes aeneus is the source of this 4254-nucleotide messenger RNA. Lineage: Eukaryota; Metazoa; Arthropoda; Insecta; Coleoptera; Nitidulidae. The record is from the annotation of a GenBank genome assembly.
GCGGUUUUGACAGUUGACAGUUUUUUAAAUUUACCAAACAAACAAACAUUUAAUUUAUUGCUUAUUUAUAGUUUAAUAGCUUCUUUUUAGUUGGUUUUUAUUCUUUAAUACAUAAUAAAGGUGUUUCCAUGAAAUGGAGUCUAAAGAUAAAGAAAAAGACACUGAUGCUGUUGUUGACUACUACAGAAAGUACUCUCAAAACAAAAAUCUUCCAAAAUACUUUUCCGGUACCUCUGUUUCAUACAUGCCAGAAAUAGUGAGUGACGAUAAAGAUUCCAAUAAAAAAAUCUCGAAAACUCUGGCUGAGUUCUCAUUUGAGCACGAUGAGCACGAGAAUAAAAACAUAUCAAGGGCUAGUAGUGCCAUGUCGAAUAAAAAUUUAGUUUGGGAUAACGGGGCUGAUAUAGGCUACGGGAAUGCUUUACAUAGAACUAUUUCAUUGCCGGACAUUAGGAUAACCGAUACUGAAGAGGAAAAUAAGGUGGUUAAAGAAAAUAUACAAGUUGUUGUCAUUAAUUUUGAUAGUGAAGAUUCAGAGUCAGAUGUGCCAAUAGAGAUUAAUAUUGAAAGUAGCUCAACUACUGCUGAGAGUCAAUCAAAUAAAAGUGAGGUUGGGAGUUCAGGGGAAUCACACAAACUUAAAACAGAGGUGACUGUGUCUAGUUCCAGUUCUAGUAGGGAAAAUAUUAAUUAUGCUGAUAAUGCGUCGUUAAAAGGUAAAAUUGGGCUUCCUGAAGCCCAUUCCACGCCAAAGUAUCCUGAAGAAGAUAAAAUUGAGCCUGAUAUUAAACCUACACCAGCCAGAAGGGAUUUGAAGCCCAAAAAACCUAGGAAAUUAAGUGAGAAUAAGUUGGAAGAUUUUGCUCCAAAAGUUGUCAAUUUAUGUAUUACCAAACCUAUAACAAUUGAAUGUAGUGGCAAAGUUAAGUUGCAAAACAAAGUUAUCCAAACAAGAGUUAAAAAAUCUUCAAUUGCAAUACAAACUGAUGAUUUACCUGAGAAUGAAGUUAUCACUAUAAAACCUAAAGAGAUUGUUACAGUGGAUAAAAACAAUCAAGAAGUAGUUUAUUAUGAACAUCCCAGUGAUCAAAAUAACAAAACUUCUGCUAUUCAAACUGACUCAGAAAUAGUGGCAUCUGAGUGCAACAGUUUUGAGUAUUUUAAAAAUGAAGACAAGUCUUCCAUCUCAACAACUGAGGUACCGCUGAAAGUUACGCAGGCAAAUCAAAACUUGGAUGUGAUCCAAAUGAAAAGACACGAAACUCAACCAGACUUGAGUCACCAUCUUCACUCGUCUUCCAAAGAAUGUCCGCUGGGCGAGGUGAUUUCCGCCAAUCAGGAUGACUCCACGUCCAAAGACUUGCAGAAGAACUUUGAGUUGCUGGAAAAGUUGGUGAAGUCCAAGAAAUACGACGGAGCCACGAAAAGGCGUUACGUGAGGAAGAUUAUGAACAAAAUAAUCGAGUUGAACUGCCGCGAUGACAGUAGCACUAGUUCCGAGCUAUUUUUUCCCAAGAAGGGUAAAGAGAAGAGCAAAGAGCAAUUUGCCGCGCCUGUCUCGAAGGUGACGUCAAGUACUGAGAGUUCAGAUAGAAAAUACCAAGGGAUGAGUUUGCAGAGUAAUAUUCCCUGGUAUCCAGUGCAGCAAAGUAAAAAGUUGGAAACUAAAACGUUCGUACAGGAAAUCCUUCCAGAUAGAGAGAAGAAACAAUCCUCAAAGGAAGAGUCCAGUAGUCAGCCGGAAAUAAUCCCGAUACCCGCGCAAGGCUUCCAUAAAACCCAGGGUAGAUUCACGUUGACGAAUAACGAGCUCUACAUCAACCACGAUUCCCUCGCUCCGGAAAAUGGCGAUAAUUUUGGGUCGUACGGUGACGGGGACAAACCCUCCCCACAUACCUCGUCCGAUAAAUCUUAUCCCAACUGGAAGGAAGACCAAACGGAGUCCGAAAGGAUUCUCGAACGGAAAAAACUCGACUGCGUGACUCAGUUCGCUAAACGCGAGAGGGAGAACCAAGUGAUCUGGAUAGAAAACGAGAUCUCUCACCUCACCAAGCUCAAGAGUCUCUUGAACAAACCUCAAGCGUCGCAGAUUGAGGUUACGAAGCAAACGCACGUUUACUCUGUGACUAAAGCCGCCGAAAACUCGAAGAGAAAGUACGUCAUAGAGACGGAAAUCGGUUCCGCCAGAUUGGGGGACAUUGAUUUUCAGUUGGAGGGGCAGGUUUACAACGUCCACGACGGGUAUUCCAACAGGACUGCCACUUCUGGAAGAAUAAGAGGUGAAAUCGAAGUAGUAUCAGAUAACAGCACCACUAACAUAAGAGUCAGCGCAAGGUGCCAGUACUGCCACUGUACCAACUGCACUUGCACCCUGUGCUCAAAGUGCAACAAAAACCCAUGCAUUUGCACUGGUUAUUGCACGAGGUGCACAAAAAACCCUUGCGUUUGCAUCGAUUUGAGUUACCUGAAAGAUUCUUCCGAGAAUGAAGCGAAAUCGUCAAAAAGUUGCAGCUGUAAAAAGAAGGAUUUGUGCAGCGAAUGUGGCUGCUUUAGGACGGCCACUACGAGCAGAAGUAGGCAGUAUUUUACUGUUAAGGAAGUGGAGGAUAAUUUUCCUGUCGAAGAAAAGUCCACUUCCAGUACAGAUCCUAUACCAAGUAAACCACCACCAACUGCCAAAACAGAAAAACUGUACUCUGGCAAAAAUCUUCAGACCACGCCGGGCAGGUUUUCGAGAAACACCUUCGUUCAAACCAGCAGCAUCUCCUGCGAUUGCAAAGUAACGCAAACCGAUACGGAACGGCAACCUUACAGCGCCAAAAUAAGUAAUAGACAACGCGAAACCGACAACAGAAACGAGGAAAUACAAACCGACGACAUAGAUCAACAUGUCGCCACCACUCAGACCACCGAUAGGAGCAAAAGCAACAGCGACCACAGCAGUAGUGGUAGUGGUGGUGGAUCUGUGGAAAUAAAUGCUAGAACAGCGCAAAGGAAUUUCGAUGACGAUUUCGAGGAAAGGUUGAGGAAUCUGGAAAAACAUUUUCAACAGCAAGAAGAAGAUGACCGUGAACGGGUUUCUUCCUCGACCGAGGUUAAAGAAACUGACGAAUACAUAAACGAAACCAGUGCCACUCCAACUUCAGAUAAUGAAAUAAACCGAAAAAAAUCCUCAUCAACCAGUUCAUCGUAUUGCUACUGCUGCAAAAAAAUCAUAUCGGAGAACGCGGCGCGUGUAAGUCGCAAAAUGAGCAAAGACCGGAUUUCUUUGUGUCGCCAGUGCCUGAAAAGGAACCCAUGCCGAAAACGCCUCGCGGAAAAUCACAAGUGCACGUGUUUUUCGCUGAUAAAAACGGAAAUGCUACGCGAGCUGCAAAAAACCAUCGAUCAACUGGGGGAGAUGUAUUGCGCGUGCAAAAACCCUGGCAGGGCUGACCGCAGCAACUAUUGUUGCUAUUGCGAGAGGAAGUUGAGGAAAACCGUGCAAACCGAGAAUGGUAUCGCGUACACUUUGACUUUGGAGAAAGGCGGGCCUUCACAGAACUCUCCUCAGUCCCUGAAAAAGGUUUACAGGAGGUUGGAGGAGAUUAAGAUGAGGGUACCUAGCAGUGGCAGUAAACUUUUCAAAAACAAGGAGAAUAAAACUAGAAAGGAUGAUGGGAAGUCUAGAAGCACCACUCAAAAGUCACAGGAGAAUAAUAAGAAACAAAAGGACAAGGAUGAUGAUAAGGUUUCAUACACCUUGCAGGAAUAUCUCCGCCAAAAUAGACCAGACUUCAUAAAUUCAGCGGACUUUAGAAGACAAACUGUUUUGAACAACAGGAUUGAAAAAGAUGAAAGAGAUGAAUUAAAAUUGCAAUUUUUAAACGAAAGGCAAUUACCAAUGAAACAAAAUCGCCUUUUCACUGAAAAGGAAAUGAAAGAAAUAACAAGGAAAAACUACCAAAAAUUACCGGAAGUGCAAAAUAAGUUAAUUAAUCAAAAGCAGCAACAGCUACAUCAAGCCAGUAGGUUAAUAGCUGACACAUUCAAUAAGAAAAUUCAGAAAAAUACAUUGAGGGGCAGAAAAAACUUUCCACUGGAUGUUAAUGUUGUUAAUCUGUUUUAAUUUGAAGACAACCCUCUAUACAAUAUUGUGUGUGAAUUUAUUUUUUAUAUUUGAUUAAAAAAUGUUGAAUAAUGAAGUUGUUUUUCUGAUAUAUCUCAGUUUAUUUUAAGACAAACUACUGGGUAUAUUUUAACACUUUAUCAUUA